This is a messenger RNA of Saccostrea cuccullata (small rock oyster), 415 nucleotides long. Its product is annotated as ATP-dependent RNA helicase SUPV3L1, mitochondrial-like. Lineage: Eukaryota; Metazoa; Mollusca; Bivalvia; Ostreida; Ostreidae. Gene Ontology annotation, cellular component: mitochondrial degradosome. Gene Ontology annotation, biological process: RNA catabolic process; mitochondrial RNA 3'-end processing. The annotation marks the transcript as partial. The record is from RefSeq and is a predicted model, not a curated record. The transcript is spliced from 3 exons. Gene Ontology annotation, molecular function: RNA helicase activity.
AAUUUGUCUGAUCUUGAUAGCCACCAAAUUAGCCCAAGCCCAGAAGUUCAAUGAUCCCAAAGAUCCAUGUAAGGUGCUUGUGGCUACUGAUGCCAUAGGAAUGGGGAUUAACCUGAAAAUCAGAAGAAUGAUUUUCCUCCAAGCUGAAAAGUUGAAUAGAAAUGAGCAUGGUGAAUUAAUUAUGUCAAGAAUCAGCACACCACAAGCAAAGCAGAUAGCUGGACGUGCAGGGCGAUAUAGAAGUGGACAGGAGGUGGGGCUAGUUACAGCAUAUGGUGAGAAGACAUUGGAGCAAAUCAAAACAAUUAUCAAAGAGGAUGUGGAAGACAUCAAAGCAGCAGGUCUUUUACCAACUGUAGAACAACUGGAACAGUUCUAUUUCUAUCUCCCAAGCUUUAAGCUUCCAGAUAUUCUG